Molecule: messenger RNA, 4053 nt
Organism: Helobdella robusta
Lineage: Eukaryota; Metazoa; Annelida; Clitellata; Rhynchobdellida; Glossiphoniidae
Exons: 30
Coding region: 1-4053 (1350 amino acids)
Biological process (GO): DNA-templated transcription
Cellular component (GO): RNA polymerase I complex
Molecular function (GO): DNA-directed RNA polymerase activity; DNA binding
Source: RefSeq, a predicted model, not a curated record
AUGAAGAAAACGACAGCAGAGGACUUGCAUAGGGCAUGGUUCGUCCUUCAGACCAGGGUGAAUGCCCACCUCGACCAGGGGCUCUGUCGCAUUUUUAAGGAUAGUCUGCCAGGAGUUAAACAGACCAUAGAGAAGAAGGAGGGUCUUUUACGCAAGAACAUGAUGGGCAAGAGGGUGAACUCAGCAGCGAGGUCAGUCAUCUCACCUGACCCAUAUCUCGAUUGCAAUCAGGUCGGAAUACCAGUGGAGUUCGCCAAGAGGUUGAUGUUUAGUGAAGUUGUUCAUCCUAGGAACUUUGAGGAGUUGAGAGAGGCUGUCAUCAAUGGGCCUGAUGAAUAUCCAGGGGCUUAUUCUGUCCAGUUAGAGAAUGACCAGCUGAUUUCUCUGCACGCCAAAACUAGGGCGCAGAGGGAAGCCAUAGCCAAUCAGCUCCUUACACCUACAAUCAUCAACGGCUAUCCAUCCACUGAUAAGAAAAAAGUCAAGAGGCAUUUAAAGACAGGCGACAAGAUGAUUCUGAACAGACAGCCCACACUUCACAAGCCGAGUAUGCAAACAUUCUCGGCGCGAGUCCUUCCCAUGGAGAAGACGAUCCGCAUCAACUACACUCCAUGCAAGGCCUUCAACGCCGAUUUUGAUGGUGACGAAAUGAACGCCCACUUCCCGCAGAAUGAAGUCGCCAGAGCGGAAGCCUUUGUCGUCGCCUGUGCUGAAGAACAGUACCUGGUUCCGAAAGAUGGCAAGCCCAUCGCUGGCCUCAUCCAAGAUCACAUGGUCUCUGGGGUGCUGCUGACCGUCAGAGGAAGAUUCUUUCAUCGAAUGCAGUAUCAGCAACUGGUCUACGCAGCGUUGAGCAACAGCCAAGCGAACAUUAAAUUACUACCACCAUCUGUCUAUAGACCUGUCUGUCUCUGGUCUGGUAAACAAGUCUUGAGUACGCUGUUGCUGAAUGUCAUUCCCGACGAUAAGCCUGCUCUGAGUUUGAAGGGGAAGUCAAAGAUAUCUGAUCAGGUACGUAAAAAGCUAAUGGAGCAGGUGGAGAACAAGCUAGACCCAUCGUAUCCAUUCAUGUCUGAGAGUGAUGUCUUGAUUGUUGAUGGCGAACUGCUGCAAGGUGUCUUGGAUAAAAACCACUACGGAGCCUCUGCCUAUGGGCUGGUGCAUUGGUGCUACGAGCUGUACGGUGGGGAGGUUUCGAGUAGAUUGCUGACGUGUCUGGGCAGACUGUUCACCUACUUCCUACGUUCACAGCACUCGUUCACCAUGGGUGUUGAGGAUAUCAUCAUCACUGAGCAGGGCGAUAAAGAGCGAAUAAAGAAAAUAAAAGAAGUGAAAGAGUGCGGGCAAGAGGUGGUGGCCAGGGCCAUGCAGUUGCCCGCUUGGGCUGAUCCACAGCAGAUUGUCGACGGGCUGAAGCGAGUGCAGUUCAGCAAGAAGCGCAUGGAUCUGCUGGAGUUGGACGGUGCCAUCAACACGCAAAUGACGCAGUUCCAGGAUAAGAUCAAGAAAUCAUGCUGGCCCCAGAACCUCAUCAAGUCCUUCCCCUCCAACAACUUGACCCUCAUGGUGCAGUCAGGUGCUAAAGGGAGUGUGGUGAGUCUUAUUCUGUCUUACGACACUUGCGCACGGGCCACGCUGCCCUCCUUCAAGCCCUACGACCUGCACCCCAGGGCAGGUGGGUUUAUUGAUAACAGAUUUUUGACUGGUCUCAAUGUCCAGGAGUACUUCUUCCAUUGCAUGGCUGGCAGAGAUGGCCUCGUUGAUACUGCCGUUAAGACGAGCAGGAGUGGUUAUUUGCAGAGAUGUCUGAUAAAGCAUUUGGAAGGCUUAACCUCUGCCUAUGACGAAACCGUCAGAGAUAGUGAUGGGAGCAUUAUACAGUUUAAGUAUGGCGAGGAUGGCUUGGACGUGAUGAGGACUUCUUUCCUUGAAAAGAAGCAUUUCUCGCAACUCAUCGAGAACCAAUACUCCAUCGUCAAUAAGGAACUGGAAGCUGAGAUCUUCAGUAAGAUUAAUACUGUUGACGCUUUGCAACAUCAUCUUAAGAUGGAGGAAUGGAGAUCAACCCACGAGAAUUUUACAAGGAAGACAGCCUUUCAACUCUUCUCAGAGAGACACUGGGAUGAGGUGAGAGAGAGGAUGAUGAUGAUGAGGAGGGUGCAGAUGGAUGGAGCGAACCAGGCCUUCAUUGAAAGACAGCUGGAUGAAAUAUGCAAGGAGGAACUAUCGAAUAUGUUCGACAAUAUGAAUGAUAAACAAAGUAGAAGACUUCAGAAGAAGUUAAUGACCUGCCCUGACCCAGUUUCGAGCAUUCUACCAGCCAGCAGAUACCUCGGCUGCACCAGUCAGCAUUUCCAUGACGUGUUGGAGGAGUACAUCAAGAGAGAUGAUAACAAAGUGAGUGCUAUGCGUCAUCCGUACAAGAUAACGACUGAUGACCUGAAGAAGAUGAUGUACCUGAAGUACCAGAGAAGUUUGAUCCAACCUGGAGAAGCUGUUGGCAUCCUGGCUGCUACUUCCAUGGGUGAACAAACCACCCAAAUGACCUUGAACACUUUCCACUUUGCGGGUCACGGGGCCAUGAACGUGACCCUGGGAAUUCCCAGAUUGAGGGAGAUACUGAUGGUGGCCAGUAAGGACAUCAAGACUCCGAUGAUGAUGGUGCCUCUGCUUAGUUUGGGAGAUAAGGCGGAGAGGAGGGUGAACAAGUUUAUUAAAAAGUUUAGAAGAGUUCCUCUUGAAAAGGUCCUGUCGUCCGCUGUUGUAAAGAAGACACUAAUAGUCAGUGAAUUUAAAAAGGGUCACAGGCUGUACAAGAUACGAUUCAACGUGGCACCACAUUCCUUGUAUAAAGACGAUUUCAACCUGAACCCCGCCAAAAUCCUCAACUAUUUGGAGUCAAAGUUCAUGGGUCACCUGGCCAGGGUCAUCGAGAAGCAGGAGAGAGAACUGGUUGCUUCCAGCGAUGAUGACGACGACGAUGAUGAUGCUGCUGCUGCUGAUGAUAGUGGUGAUGAUGGUGAAAGGAAGCGGCGAGCAGAUCAAGAUGCUGAUGAAGAAGAAGAUGAUGAAGCUGGUGAUGAUGACGAUGAUGAUGGUAAUGAUGAGGGCAGUGGUGAUGACGAUGGAGAUGAAGAUGGGGAGGAGGAUGGCAAGGAAAAAGCCGAUGAAAACUCAAAAAAAAAGAAACCAACUAAAAAUAGAAGUAAAAACAACGAAGACGAUGAUGAUGAUGAUGACGACGACGAUAAUAAUAAUAAGAAUAAUAAUAACAAUGAUGAGGGUGGUGAUAAUGAUGAUGAAAUGACGGAAAAAAAGAAGACGAAAAGACGAAAGGCUGUCUGCUCGAAAUCUCACGUGAUAGAUUACGUAUAUGACGUGCAGGAUAACAUGUGGGGAGAGGUUACGUUCAAGUUUGAACUUGCCAAAAAAGAAAUGGACAUUCAGUGGCUGGUUGACAGCGAGAUCAAACGGACUGUCAUCAAUCAGGUUGCCAAUAUAAGCAACUGCAUAAUGAAGGAGAUAGAUAUAAACGACUCGCCGGCCUACAUGUUUGAAAGUGCCCUCAACGAACUUGAAAGGAUGACGUCACGUGGUCUUCUCUGUGGGAGGAGGAAGAAGUUACAAGUAGAGGGUCUCAACAUUCAGGAGAUGUACAAAUAUCAAGACAGGUUGUGUGUUGACGAGUUGUACUGCAACAACAUUCAGGCGAUUGCGCUAAAUUACGGUAUUGAAGCUGCUUCUCAAGUUAUCAUCGAGGAAAUCCGACAAGUGUUCAAGGCGUACGGCAUCGACGUUGACUACCGCCACCUGUCGCUAAUCGCCGACUACAUGACGUACGAGGGCUCCUUCAGACCAUUCAACCGGUUGGGACUGGAUUCAAAUGCGUCCACACUCCAGAAGAUGUCCUUCGAGUCGGCUCUUAAUUAUCUCAAAAAAUCCAUAGUUGAUGGAUCGCACGAGAACGCUGAGUCACCAUCCGCCUGUCUCAUCCUAGGAAAACCCAUCAAAACAGGAACCGGAUCGUUUGAUUUGGUGGUACCCGUCUCCUAA